UCUCAAAUAUAUGCACGUGCAUAUUUAAAUGUACAUAAUAAUGUAUUGUUUUAUGUAAAUACAAAAGCAUACAUUAUAUACUAACCAAAUACAAACCUUUAUUUUGGAUUUGAUUAAUCACUAAAGUGUGAUUGAAGAUUAAAUUUGGGGCACUAAGACACUCAGCCUGCGGCCUUGUGCCAUCGCAUGCCUCCCACCAGUGCCUAUAUACAGCCAUAUCACACUGCUACUCGUGUGAUACUGCUCAUAUAUAUAAAUUGUCAAAAGUUUGCUUGUCAGAAUCACCAUAUUUUUGGAAAGAGAUUGCAUGAGUGUAAACUAAAUCAAUCUUUGAAGAUAAAUCAUCAAGUUAAACACACAAUACUUAUCAAUUCUGCCCUCUUCUCAAUGUCGUCUCCAGAAUGCAUGAAGAUGAUGCUCCACUGGCUGCUUCUUCAUCUUCUCCGGCGUCUCUAGCACAGAAAGAAUCAAAAAUACCUGGAUCUACGAUUUCCUCACCCACAGCUGUUCAUCCUCAAACUACGACCGCAGACAGUCUGGUCCACAGCAUCAGAAGCAAGUUUCUAAAUGAGCUUCACAAAGUCCCAUUACCGUCCUGGGCUACAGCAGCGCUCGGCUUCAUCACAGUCUUCAUCGUCCUCAGCUGCUGUCUGUGCAUCUUCAGGAAGAUGAUCUUUAAGAAGAAAAAGGAAAAAGGAGGGAAAGAGAAAAAUGAAAAGAACGACAUCAACAUGUCUAACGUGAAAGAGGAGGGAACAAAACAGGCUGUUCAUCACACCACUGAUUCUGAUGCCAAAGAAGAAGACUCAGAGUCAAAAGAGGCUCAGAAACUGGGAAAACUUCUUUAUACCCUUGACUACAACUUCACUGACAGCACGUUAAUUGUAGGUGUGAUUCGGGCUGAAGGGCUUGCUGCUAUGGACAUGAGUGGCACUUCAGAUCCAUACGUUAAAGUUUACCUCCUCCCCGACAAGAAAAAAAAGUUUGAGACUAAAGUUCAUCGCAAAACACUCGAGCCGACUUUUAAUGAACACUUCACCUUUAAGGUACCGUAUGCAGAGCUCGGAGGGAAGACGCUGGUCAUGACGGUGUACGAUUUCGACCGUUUCUCCAAGCACGAUGCGAUCGGGGAUGUGAGGCUGCAGAUGAAUAAGGUGGACUUCAGCCAUCUUACUGAGGAGUGGAGAGACCUGCAGAAAGCUGAGAAAGAGGAGCAAGAGCGGUUAGGUGAUAUUUGCUUGUCUCUGCGCUACGUACCUACGGCUGGAAAGCUGACCGUGGUCGUUCUGGAGGCCAAAAACCUCAAAAAGAUGGAUGUGGGUGGACUCUCGGACCCGUAUGUGAAAAUCCACUUGAUGCAGAACGGCAAAAGACUGAAGAAAAAGAAAACCACGAUUAAGAAGAACACACUGAACCCAUAUUACAACGAAUCAUUCAGCUUUGAAGUGCCAUCUGAGCAGAUUCAGCUCAGGAACAGAGCAGCGCCACUGGUCAGACAUGCUGGCCAAUCCAAGAAGACCCAUCGCCCAAUGGCACGCGCUUAAACCUGAAGAGGAUGUGGACGCCGAACUGAUAAAGAAGUGAAGCUGUGCGUAAAAGAGCAUUCGUAUAUGAGUCAAAGAUGAGUUUUUCAUAGAAUAUGCUCAGAUUUCUUUUUUUUAGAGCAAAAAAAUUAAAUGCCUACCAUAGAUUUUUAUCAUGACUUUAAGUUUAUACUAAAGUGUUUAUUAAGAACAAUUUGAUGACACUUUAAAAUAUUUGAUUUAAGGAUCACUGAAGUAUGUAUUAAUCGUCAUUUUAAAGCUCUAAAUUUUAAAUAUUUUUUUUUUUUCAUAUGCCCACAUGUUUCUAAAAGCAUAAUAAAUCAUAGUAUGAUUUAAAUAAGUAUAACAUUAAAAGAUAUUAAAGGUGAUACAUAUAGAUUUAUUAUUGAUAAAACUUAUUUUGUCAAUUGUUCACUUGAUGCAGACAUAAAAAUGACACAUCUUUAACCCAUAUAUAAAUAUUGCAUUGCAUUCCAUCUGUGACUUUUGUGUGUAUAUGUAUGCAUGUUUGUAUAUGUAAAAUAUCAGCUCUAAGCAACAUUAAUUAUCAGAAUUACAAAAAUGUUCAUUAAAUAAUGUAUUAAAGUUGUAAAACCUAUUAUUAAAGAAACACAAAAAGCAUUCAUAAUGCAAUAUUUCUGAGUAAAAUAUUAUAUUCAGGAGUAGAUAAUGCAGACCAAGGUAUACAAAAGAAGAAUAUUAUUGGGUAUUAUUUGUGAAUAACUAUUUAGAGAAGUAAUUCCAAAUGUGGAAAUUUUGAUAUAUAGAAAAAA
Molecule: messenger RNA, 2317 nt
Organism: Danio rerio (zebrafish)
Lineage: Eukaryota; Metazoa; Chordata; Actinopteri; Cypriniformes; Danionidae
Source: RefSeq, a predicted model, not a curated record